AUGCUUUGGCUUCUGCCAUUGCUGCACCUCGUCUCAGCCCAGCAUGCCCGCAAAGCGCCGCAAAGCCAGGUGAUCAAGUCCGAGUGGCUGCGAAUUGGGCCCGGCACCUCCGACUCCCUGCUACCAGAUGGAGGUUUGGGGCAGCCUUUUUACAAGUCCAACGUCACUGGGUGGACCAAGUUGACCUACUCCAACUAUGAGAUCGAUUUCUCCUUCAAGGUGGACGGCCAGCUUGCCCGCAUUGCCAAUGACGUGACUCUGAACUUUGUGAACUCCUCCUACGCGGAGUCCACCGCGCAGCUGGUGCUGGACGGCGUGCCCCAGGCCACUCUGAAACGGACCUACAACUUCCUCUUCCAAGGCGUGGUCUUCCAAACCUCACUGGAGGUCACCGCACUCAGAGACCUCGACAGCAUCGAGGCCUGGAUGGGCACUGCUGACGACUGGAUCGGGUCUACGGACAAGCCCACAAAAGAGCAAGGUGUUCUGACUCCCGGCGGCUUCAAGGCAAAGGCCCACGGCACGGUGAUGCACCUCUUCUCUGGUCAAGAGGAGGUUUUCAUCUACUCUCCGCACAAAGCCAGCCAUGCCAUCAUCCUCUCCCACUAUGGCAGGUGGUCGGAUGUUUAUGGGUCGCAGACCUCGGAUCUGUCCAGCUCCACCUCCGAUGGCGCCUACGGGAUUUACGUUCCUUUGGGCCACGCCACCAGGGGCCAAGUGAGGAAGGCCAGCAUCUUCUAUGCCGCCGCUCAGAAAGGGAAGCUGGAGGAGAUGAGUCAGAACCGUAAGAGCUUGGUGCAGGAAUUGGAAGAAGAAGAACACACCACUGCCACCACGACUCAGCUGGCCCUCCAGAGUUCGGUGAUGAAGCUCCAGCUCUUGCCCGACGGAGGGCUUGGCCAGCCUUACCUGGCCUCCAGCGCUGGCUGGACCGCCGCGCAGCUGCGCAUGGCCACGCUCAUCAAGGUGAACGGCCGCGUGGCGAAACCCAGCGACAACUCCGCGCGGGUGGAGGGCAUGAGAGCCCGCUCCAGCUCGCAGCUGGACUUGGACGGGCUGCCCAAGGUGACUUUACAAAGACAUUAUGAGUUCAUGGGCGACGGCAUGGUGUGCGAGAUCUCCUUAGUCUUCACUGCCCUCAGACCCCUGUCAAAGUUACAGGUGUGGCUGGAUGCUGAAGCCGCCCACGGCUCGCUCCGCAAGACGCGAGGCGAUUUCCGGGCCGGCAGCUUCGUCCCUGGCUCGCAGGGCCGGGUGCUGCGCGUCGCCUCAGGCGACGGCUACAUUUUCAUCUUCUCCCCAGCAGAGGGCAGCGCCGCCCUGGUGGACAACGAGCUCACCGCGGUGUCGGCUAGCACGAGCGGCUCAGAUGGGGCCAUCUAUGUACCGGUUGGGGCCAUGGACCAGGGCGAGACCCGCGAGCUGAAGCUCUACUUUGCGGCCGCGGGCGCAGCCCAGCUGCCGCUGCUGCAGCAAAGGUCUGCGGCACUGGCGCCAGGUCCUGGAUCGACCACCACGGAGCCUACGACCACCACAACCACCACCACCUUGGCAUAUGUGAUGGAGUCGCAGAACCUGAAGAUCGGAGUUCGCCCCAACGGAGGCCUGGGCCAGCCCUUCUACCGCUCCGAGCGGGGCUGGACCAAGCUGACCUACGCGCACCAAAACUUGGAGUCCACAUUUAAGGUGGACGGGCAAGUGCUGCAGGGGCGCGAAGGGCAGAUCAGUCGAUUUGACCCAGAACUCAUCGAGGCGAACCACCUGCCUACCACUGUGACGGAGAAUGGAGGCCGGCCAGUGCCCGCGGCCUCUGCGGGGCGCAUCACCGAGGAGCUGGCUUUGAACGGGGAGCCUCAGGCGAAGGUGAUCAGACUGUACAGCUUCAUGGGCGACGGCUUAGUCUUCAAAGCCAACUUCACCUUCCGCGCUUUGAGGGACUUGUCGAACCUGCAGGUCUGGUUGGGCACCUCCGACGAUUGGAUCGGGCAGACGGACCAGCCCACGAAGGAGCAAGGCCGCUUCGCGGGCAAGAGCUUCGUGCCUGAUGCCGGCGGCAACAUCCUGCGGGUGCACUCAGGUGAGGAGAGCGUCUUCGUGUACUCCACCACCCCGGGCAGCCAGUCCAUCAUUUCUUCGCAAUAUGGCCAGUGGCAACAGAUCACCGCCGCCUCACGCUCGGAGCUCAGCCGCUCUACUUCGGAUGGUGCCUAUGGGAUCUACGUGCCUUUGGGGGACAUGCGCGCAGGGGAGGAGCGCUCUGCGUGCUUCUACUACGCCGCGGCCGCCGAGAGUCGGCUCGCGGAGCUGCUAGACCAAGCCUCCAAAGUAGUUGAAACGAGCACGACUUCGACCUCCACUACUUGGGUGCCGCCGCCGCCGCCCACGUCCCCCACAACCCCCACGACGACCACCACGACGACCACCACGACCACCACCACGACUACCACUACCACGACCACGACUACCACGACAACCACCCCGUGGGUGGCCCCAACCUAUCCGCCCACCACGGCACCUUCCAAGAUGCUGCAGACCGCCGGGCUGCGCCUGCCGCUGCUGGAGGAUGGAGGCUUGGGCCAGCCGUUCUACCACUCCCCGGAAAGGGGUUGGACGAAGCUGACCUACGCGCACCAAGACUUGGAGUGCACCGUCAAGGUGAAUGGGGAUGAAGUGGACUAUGCAAGCCCGCCCGAGGAGGUGCAUUGGUAUCGCUCGGACCUGGCGGAGACCUCCAGCCAGCUGAUCCAGGGCGGGGGCCCGGCGGCAAAGCUGGACAGAACCUACAGCUUCACGGGGAACGGCAUGGUCUUCGUGGCCAACUACACCUUCACGGCCAUGAGGGAUCUCGACAGCGCCCAGGUCUGGCUGGGCACCUCCGACGAUUGGGUGGGCACCACGGAUCGCCCCACCAAGGAGCAAGGGGAGUUCGAUGGAGCCAGCUUCCAACCAAAAGCCGGGGGCAAGGUGCUGCGUGUAAAAAGCGGUGAGGAGUCUGUCUUCGUCUUCUCCACGAACCCGAACAGUGAAUCGAUCAUUUUGCGGCACUACGGCCAGUGGCAGUCGGUUCAGGCGGCGACUUUUUCGGACUUGGCCGAAUCCACCUCCGAUGGCGCCUAUGGCAUCUACGUUCCGCUCGGCUCCCUGCGGGCGGGGGAGAAGAAAUCGGCCGCCGUCUACUAUGCGGCCGCCGACGCGUCCCAGCUGGCCGCGCUCGUGGAUGCUGCCGCGCAAGCACACGGCACCACCACGACGCUCGCGACAACAACCAUGCCACCAACCACAACAACGACCCCAAGCACCACAACCACCACAACCACCACAACCACCACAACCACCACAACCACCACAACCACCACAACCACCACAACCACCACAACCACAACUACGACAACCACUAGAGCUUCAAAGAUGCUUGAGACCGCCGACCUUCGACUAAAGCUCUUGGACGAUGGAGGCCUGGGUCAGCCCUUCUACCACUCAGCGGAAAGGGGUUGGACGAAGCUGACCUAUGCGCAGAAGGACUUGGAAUCCACCGUGAAGGUGAAUGGGGAUGCAGUGGACAUGGCAAGCCAGCUGGAGAAGGUGCAUUGGUACCACCCGGGGCUGGCGCAGACCUCUGGGGAGCUGGUUCAAGGCGGUGGCCCUGCGGCCAUCUUGUCGAGAACCUACAGCUUCACGGGGGACGGCAUGGUCUUUGUGGCCAAUUAUACCUUCACGGCGAUGAGAGAUCUCGACAGCAUCGAGGUCUGGCUGGGUACUUCUGACGAUUGGGUGGGCACCACGGACCGCCCCAGCAAGGAGCAAGGCAAGUUCGUGGGUGCUCACUUCGAGCCCUCUGCGAAGGGCAAGGUGUUGCGUGUGCACAGCGGUGAGGAGUCCGUCUUUGUCUUCUCCACAGACCCGCAGAGUGAGGCCAUCAUUUUGCGGCACUACGGCCGGUGGCACGAUGUCCAGGCCGCCACCGCCUCGGAUUUGGCGGACUCCACCUCCGAUGGCGCCUAUGCCAUCUACGUUCCUUUGGGCUCUUUGCAAGCGGGCGAGACCAAGUCGGCCUGCAUCUAUUACGCGGCUGCGGACGAGAGCCGCCUGGCGGAGCUGCUGGAGGCUGCGGCAAGAGCACAUGGCCCCGUUGCGACUACGCCGGUGCCGCUGACACACAACUUGUUGGUCGAUGAUUUCGAGGCCUGCAACAAUGGCGGGGCGGACGAGUUUGUGGACUGUCCUUCCGCCUUGGAGUGCCAAGAGCACAUGGCGUCGGCCCAUUCCGCCUGCCGUGUGAUGCUCGUGUCUACUAUGGGCAUCUCUGAGUUGAAGAAGUACAUCUGCGGGCUUUCGACCUGCGGAAAUGCUGCAAGGCUCGCGAAGACGCAGUGCAGCUCCAUUUACCCUGACGACGUGCGUUGGCUGGCACCGGUCUUCCAGUACCAAGAUAGAUUUUGCAGCUUCGAUUCGCACCCCACGGAUCUGAUCAACGACCACUCCAGCUGCGAGCUCAGCCUCCAGGAAGAGAGCAGCGAGUUCUGCAAAACCGUGAACCACUGCUAUGACUCCAUCUCCGAGCUCGAGCAGAUCUGCAGACUCAGCUUCCCGACCAUGGACGCGAUCAAAGAUGAGGUCUGCACCGCCUCCUGCGUCCGCAGCGUGGAGAAGGUACGGCAGAGGUGCGGGCAGUAUCAGGUGGUGCAGGACGGCACCCACGGCAUCGUGGCGUAUCAGCGGUACUUCAGCUGCGACCCAGGCGCUCCGAGCCAACAUGCCUAUCAGGAGCUGUCCACGGCUGUGACCGCAGAUGCCGAUGGAGGCUCAGUGUGGCACUCCAAAUCCGCGGGCUACCUCAGCUGGGCCUACGAGCACUGCAUGGACAGCGUCACAGCUUCCGAGCGCGAGAGCGAGGAGUGCCAGACGGCCAUAAGCUGCUAUGACCUCCUGAGUGCCGCCUCCAGUGCUUGCGAUGUGAUUUGGCUGCCCACCAUGCAAGUGUCCGAGCUGAGCCGCUACGUUUGCGGCCAGUCCGUUUGCGGAAGCCACGCGGUGGAGGUGGAGGAGAAGUGCGGGCACUUCCACCGGGCCCGGAGCGUCUUUGAGCCGGUGAUGUACUACCGCGACAAGUACUGCCCCCCAGGCAAGGACCGCACUGACAUGAUCAAUGACCUCUACCUGUGCCGUGAGAGGAUGCAGAACAGCACCAGCCCCCUUUGCGAGCAGGUGGUCACAUGUCAAGAGCAGAUCUCUGCAGUGGAUCGGAACUGCCCCAUCCCCGGGGGAGACAUGGAGGAGAUGGAGGAUGUGGUGUGCAGCGACGAGUGCAGGAACUACAUCGCGUCCGCCUCCGACUCGUGCCAGCAUUAUGCCUACCUGGUCAACAGCCUGCAGGCCUAUGUGGCCUAUCAGGAGUCCUUCAGCUGCACAGGCGUGGCAAGUAUCGGCGUGGGGCUCUUCCGCAGGAAGUCUUUGGCCAGUCUCCUGAACACCGCGCCCACUGGAGUCGCCUUCAUCAUGGGCUCGGUGCUCAUCGGGCUGUCCACAGCCUUCCUUGGCCUGCGAGCGGUGAGCUACUAUUGGCAGACCCCGCCGCGCCGUACUUUGGAGUAUUCCAUGGCCGACGAACGGAUGCCUUUGACAAGCAGAAGUCUGCCGGAUGAGGAGGUCGAAGCGGAAGGAAUCGAACAACUGCUGGAGAAAAGGAAGCAGGAUGUCAGGUACAGACCCGCGAACCUGCGCCCUGCAACCUUCGAGAAGACCGCGGACGUCUACAUGUACGACGUGUUGUUCAGCCACUUCCAAUCAGACAAGGAGUUCUGGGGCAUCUGGAGUAUCGUGGAUUGCGCGGCGGCUGUUCCGGACAAGUCCCAGAAGCAGGCGUGCUGGCACUGCGGACGCGCCUUCGACAACUUGGCGCAGAACGCCUGCAAGCACUGCGGCCAGCAGCGAGAUAUGGGCCGUGCGCCCAUCCGGGUGGUGAUGGAUCUGCCGGCCAUGUCUGAGCUGCCGCGGUCGUAUCCUCCAGUGGCGCCUGGCAAAAAUAAGCCGCGGAACAUUCCAGGCCUGCCUGCCGGCUACACGGCGCCGCUGGAGGCAUUUACCGUUGAGGAUGGAGCUCAAAUGCUUGCUCGUCAGCGGCAGUUCAAUGACGGAAAGAUCGACCCCCGGUACCAGUGGCUUGAGGCCAUCGUCAGUAAGUACAGCGUCCCAGAGGCUGAGCACGAAGACACGGGCCAUCACCAUCGCAAGACCAAGCAGAAGUCCACGGCGCGGGGCUUUAUGUCCUGGAUGAUGGGCGCCGAAGAGGCCGAAGCCGAGGUUGAGGCUCUGCCUGCUGGCUACGUGCGUGAGGAGACCUUCGAAGAAGGGGAAACCACCAAGCAGGUGGUGGCCCGUACCGGCCUGGUGAGCACGUACCGCACGGAGGCGCUGGCUACGCAGCCCUUCCGCCCGAGCCACAAGCACACUGCACAGACAGUGGCCAGGGAGAGCACAGGCGAGCAGCUGGAUGCGGAGCUGGAUGCCAUCCUCGCCAGGACUCUCGAGACGAAGCCCGCGCAGGAGUGAGAGAGAGGCUGGGGUCCACGCCUCCGACUCUUAAAGAGACGAGGAGUGAGACGGUAGCUUUCUGCGGCUGCUGGGUGUGUCUGAAAGUCUCACUUCCUGACUUCCGGGAUUCGGAAUUGAGC
Effrenium voratum is the source of this 6671-nucleotide messenger RNA. NCBI's taxonomy places the organism in Eukaryota, Dinophyceae, Suessiales, Symbiodiniaceae. The record is from the annotation of a GenBank genome assembly.